UUCUUUUUCUUUUUAUGUGAUAAGACAUUUAAGGCAAAUAGCGAUCGUUAUACCGUUGUUGGCCACGAAUUGGACCCACCUAUCAGGGCACGAUAUUUGAAGAUCAUUCCAGAGGAAUGGCAGACCUACAUUGCGAUGAGGCUCGAGUUUUACGGUUGCAAGUCAAACGACGGUGGCUAUUCAAAUUGGGGAGCUUGGUCCCAGUGUUCCGAAACCUGUGGAAAGGGUAGUCACACCCGCACUCGCACUUGUACCAGUCCUCCUCCGAGCGCCGGUGGAAAGGACUGCUCAAGCCUAGGAUCUGACAAAGAGACUGAAGAAUGCGAUGCUGGAGGCUGCCCAGUCAAUGGCGGCUACUCUGCUUGGACAGCAUAUGGUGAUUGUUCAAAGACUUGUGGAGGUGGGGAACAGACACGCGAGCGGACAUGCACUAAUCCCCCACCACAGUACGGUGGAAAAGACUGCAGUGGACUAGGACCAAGUUCUUCUACAAGAAGUUGUAACGAAGGGCAAUGCCCUGGUAAACCAGGUAGAAUUUAAGUUAAUCGUUAUUUACAAUGCAAAGGAAGUGUCAGUGACGUAAUGGUAAGUGCGCUCCAGCUUUCG
Messenger RNA from Pocillopora damicornis (cauliflower coral), 606 nucleotides. RefSeq lists its product as uncharacterized. The record is from RefSeq and is a predicted model, not a curated record. NCBI's taxonomy places the organism in Eukaryota, Metazoa, Cnidaria, Anthozoa, Scleractinia, Pocilloporidae.